GAUUGGGGGACUUGGUUAGUUACUUGGUAGAACGUCGAAUAUCACAUCAUCCCUUGACCACUGUCAACCGAACUUCUGUCAGAGUCACCAGUAAACUUGGGAUCGUCCUCGACCAAACUAGCCGCUAUGCACGCUUUCGUCAUUCGUAUUUGUUUGACCUAUUCACUAUUUACUGUGGCCUUUGCUGCAAUACCAUCGUACAUGAAGGUAUGCAAUCGAAAGGACCCGGAAAUAAAUAAAUGUGUAUUUAAUUCAAUUGAACAACUGCGAGAUAAACUGACCACAGGAAUUCCGGAAUUAAGUGUUCCAUCAAUUGAACCGCUUACAUUAAAGCAUGUGCGUCUAUUGAGAGGUCCUAAUGGCGCGAGACUUGAUAUUAAUCUCACAAACAUACAGGUAUAUGGACCUUCCACGUUUAAACUUCGAGAUCUUAAAAUCGAUCCAAACAAAGUGGCCCUUACGUUUAAAGUCGGUUUCCAAAAGCUCGAGUUUCGAGGAAAAUAUCAGAUAAACGCGCAAAUUUUAUUGCUCAGAUUGGUUGGAGAGGGAGGUCUUACUGGAACUUUUAUGGGUUACGAGAGCGAUUGCCUUUUGAAAUCUCACAAAGUCAUUAGAAAUAAUCAAACGUAUAUAGUCUUUGAAAAAAUGAAAUUUAACAUCAAGAUAAAUAAAGCCCAUAUCAAUCUUGACAAUUUAUUUAAUGGCGAUCCAGUUCUCGGACCAGCAAGCAAUGAAGUUUUGAAUGCGAAUAGUGAUUUGUUGGUGGACGAAAUAAAACCGGUGUUGGAAGAUGCCUUAUCAAAUCUGUUUACAGAAAUCGCCAACAAAAUUACUGAAGCGUUUACAUACGAUGAAUUGUUCCCGAAUGUUUAAUCUUUAUUCAUCUGUCUCGAGUCUAUUUUUAUCCGAAAAUUAUAAUUUGAUUUCUAUAUUUCCUAUUUAAAUCGGUUUUCAAUUUUUAAAUUACAAUCACGAUAAUUUCGAUAAACUUUAAUUAAU
This is a messenger RNA of Nylanderia fulva, 999 nucleotides long. Its product is annotated as circadian clock-controlled protein daywake-like. The record is from RefSeq and is a predicted model, not a curated record. Gene Ontology annotation, biological process: multicellular organismal reproductive process. Lineage: Eukaryota; Metazoa; Arthropoda; Insecta; Hymenoptera; Formicidae.